This is a messenger RNA of Tinamus guttatus (white-throated tinamou), 369 nucleotides long. It is a transcript of the gene TEX12, whose product is annotated as testis expressed 12. NCBI's taxonomy places the organism in Eukaryota, Metazoa, Chordata, Aves, Tinamiformes, Tinamidae. The record is from RefSeq and is a predicted model, not a curated record.
AUGACAAGCAACGCACAAAAAUCGGAUGAGAGCAGAAGCAAACGUAAAAAAGAGGCCGAGAGUGAAGCUUUAGAAAAUCCACAGUUGUCCUCCCUUGAAACAUCAGAUCUGGAAUUUUCUGAGGGCUCGCAGUCCCUUUACAAAUCUGAACCUCUGGAAAAGGUUUUAAAUGAGAUGAACAAAGAAAUUAAGAACUUGCUAUCAAAAUAUGCCCAGAUUUUAAGUGACCGAGCAGCGAUGGAUGCUUCUUAUGUCCAGGAGCUUGAUGAAAUCUUGAGAGAGGCGAAAGCCAUAGAAAACCACUUGCUACAGAAAAGGGAGAGUUUGAAGCAGAGAUUCACAGUGAUCACAAAUACUCUGCAAAGCUAA